CACGAGACUCUUGCAGAGUUGCAUGCUCAGGAAGUGUGAUUCACUUGAACAAUACCAACAACAAGUGACAGUUUUAACGUUGUGGAUACAUAUUUAGGUGUAUGCACAGUUGAAUAUUUUCCAACUAUACAGGAAACACCUCUACAAAGAGGUGAAAAUGUUUGCGGGGCUAAGUGAACUGGGCAUAUCUAAUGGCGAAGAUUUGAAAGAAACUCUAACAAACUGCACAGAACCACUGAAAGCCAUUGACCAGUUUCAGAUGGAAAAUGGCAUAUUGCUGCCAACGCUGCAGUCUGCUCUACCAUUUCUGGAUCUUCAUGGUACUCCAAGACUCGAGUUCCAUCAGUCGGUUUUUGACGAACUGCGUGACAAGUUGAUGGAGCGAGUCGCCACAAUAGCGGAAGGAAAGGAGGAGGAUAGGUAUUCUAAACUGGAGGAGUUAUUGGAGAAAAGUUUUCCCCUAGUGAAGAUGCCCUCCAUUCAGCCUGUAGUUAUGCAGGUUCUCAAACACCUGCCAAAGGUCCCUGAGAAAAAGCUGAAACAGGUGAUGGCUGAUAAAGAGCUCUACAAGGUCUGUGCUGUUGAAGUGAAAAGACAGAUCUGGCAGGACAACCAGGCUCUGUUUGGAGACGAAGUGUCCCCUCUGCUGAAGCAGUAUAUUGUGGAGAAAGAGGCUGCACUCUUUAGCAGUGAUCUCUCUAUAUUGCAUAACUUCUUUAGUCCUUCACCCAAGACACGACGCCAAGGAGAGGUUGUACUAAAACUGACCCAGAUGAUCGGGAAGAAUGUAAAGCUGUAUGACAUGGUGCUGCAGUUUCUGCGCACACUUUUCCUGCGGACACGCAACGUCCACUACUGUACUCUGCGGGCAGAGCUUCUCAUGUCCCUUCAUGACCUUGACAUCAGUGAGAUCUGUUUAGUUGAUCCUUGUCAUAAGUUCACCUGGUGUCUGGAUGCAUGCAUCAGGGAAAAGUUUGUUGACGCCAAGAGAGCCAGAGAGUUGCAAGGCUUUCUGGACGGGGUCAAGAAAGGGCAGGAACAAGUACUGGGGGAUCUUUCUAUGAUACUCUGUGACCCAUUUGCCAGUAACACCCUGGUGCUGAGUACUGUAAGAAAUCUGCAGGAGCUGCUUAGCCAGGAUGCUCUUCCCAGGGACAGCCCAGACCUACUGCUACUACUAAGAAUGCUGUGUCUGGGACAAGGCGCGUGGGACAUGAUCGACAGUCAAGUUUUCAAAGAGCCUCGACUGGAACUGGAGGUGGUUACUCGUUUUCUGCCCGCCAUGAUGUCAAUAGUGGUGGACGACUACACCUUCACUGUGGAGCAGAAGUUGCCGAGUGAGGAGAAGACCUCCAUAACCUACCCCACCCUUCUGCCUGACACCUUCACUAAGUUUCUUCAGGAGAACAGAGUUGCCUGUGAGAUGGGUCUGUAUUAUGUGCUCCACAUUGCCAAGCAGAGGAACAAAAAUGCCCUGCAGAGAUUGCUUCCUGCUCUAGUGGAGACUCACAAUGACGCAGCAUUUGGAGACAUCUUUCUGCAUCUCCUGACUGGUCACCUGACUCUGCUGUCCGACGAGUUUGGAGCGGAAGAGUUUUGCGCUGCUGUUUUUGACACAUUUCUACUGACCUCCUGCUCCAGCAAGGAGAAUGUGCACAGGCACACACUACGCCUUUUGAACCACCUCUGUCUGAAAGUGCAGCCCUCCGUCAUGGAAACCCUAGUGAAGACUCUCGAGCCUCCUAAACAGUGCAGUGAGCCUGUGAAGGAGCUCUACACCCAGCUGACGGAGAAGCUGGAGGCCCAGAAGAAGAGUCCCCCUGAGCCUGAGGAGCCCCCCUCCCUGGAUCUGGGCCUGCACCCCAUCACGGUCCCGACCACCCCGGCCACCCCCACUACCCCUCUCUGAGACUGGAGCUCAGUAGGCAUCAUGGGAAAUCACAGAUCAGGUCUGCUCUAAUAACACCUGCAGCAGUCUGAGGCUCAGUGCCAUCUUUUAUCAGACUGUCCACCAACUGGUAGGACAACUGGUAGGUCAGAUUACAUAGAUCAUCAGUGGGAUUGCUUUAUAAAGAACUGGGGGUACCCUUGUUAUUAUGUUGUUGUUGUUUUUCUAUAUUUUCUAGAAUUAUUUUAAAGCUCAUUAUUGUGUGUACUUUCAUUUUAUGAAAAUGUAAACUCAUUUAAUUGUUGUAUAUGUUCAAAGUAUAUUUUCUUAUGUGCAGUGUGUACACUGAAUGUGCUCUCUGUUGUGUGAAUUGUAUCUGUGGUACAGUAAGCUGUAAAUAAAGUCAUUAUUUAGGAAACUA
This is a messenger RNA of Sardina pilchardus (European sardine), 2309 nucleotides long. It is a transcript of the gene nelfb, whose product is annotated as negative elongation factor complex member B. The record is from RefSeq and is a predicted model, not a curated record. The coding region runs from base 158 to 1909 and encodes 583 amino acids. Lineage: Eukaryota; Metazoa; Chordata; Actinopteri; Clupeiformes; Clupeidae. Gene Ontology annotation, biological process: negative regulation of transcription elongation by RNA polymerase II. Gene Ontology annotation, cellular component: NELF complex; nucleus. The transcript is spliced from 13 exons.